Hypanus sabinus (Atlantic stingray) is the source of this 1930-nucleotide messenger RNA. It is a transcript of the gene pex11b, whose product is annotated as peroxisomal biogenesis factor 11 beta. NCBI's taxonomy places the organism in Eukaryota, Metazoa, Chordata, Chondrichthyes, Myliobatiformes, Dasyatidae. Gene Ontology annotation, biological process: regulation of peroxisome size; peroxisome fission. The transcript has 4 exons. The coding region runs from base 100 to 816 and encodes 238 amino acids. The record is from RefSeq and is a predicted model, not a curated record. Gene Ontology annotation, cellular component: peroxisomal membrane.
GGUUGGCCCUGGAAGAUCACGUGUCUCUGGGCCGGAAGUCGGUGAGUGGCCAUGUCUCAGACGUAAACGGGCAGGCAGCAAGCAGCGAAUGCCUCAGCCAUGGACGCUUGGGUUCGUUUCACGGCGACGAGCCAGGGGCGGGAGCGCAUCUUCAGGGCAGCACAGUACGCCUCCGCGUUACUGGCAUUCUCGCUGCAGAAGGGCGGAAUGAGCCUGGAGCUGGUGAACCGUCUGAGACAGCUGGAGGCUCACCUGAGCCUCGGACGCAAACUGUUCAGGUUGGGGAGUUCAGCAGAGUCACUGGAGGCUGCCAAGAGGGCGAUUCACCUGUCGGACCUGGUGCUGCGUUUCUGUGUCACUGUCAGCCACCUGAACCGGGCCAUGUAUCUGGGCUGUGACAACCUGCUGUGGGCUGGCAAGGUGGGGCUGGCCCCAACGCUGGACCAGGGCAAGUGGAGCCAACGCUCAUUCCGGUACUACCUCUUCGCUCUCAUCUUGAACCUGAGCCGUGAUGUCUAUGAGCUGAGCGUGCUGGCAGAACGAGAGGCGCGAGGCCGCGGGAAGGCAGCCGGGGUGGAAAAGGAAGGUGGGAUAGUAUUGCGAGUGCGGGCCCGGUUGCGGCUGCUCUGCUAUGUCCUGUGGGCUAACCCCCCUCUGCUGCUGGACUUCCUGAAGAAUGGCUGUGACAUCUUCAUCCCCCUGGACCGCCUAGGUUUGUUGAAGACCAACCCAGCGGUGGUGGCUUUCUGCGGCCUCUCUUCUUCUAUCCUCUCUAUCCUCACCAUCUCCCAGCCCUGGCUCAAGCUGAAACCUUAAACCGGAACAAGGAUUCCAAAUCAGCCUGGCCGUGCUCGACAACAGGACACUGGACAAUGGAGGGUUGUCACCUCUCUCAUCACUGGUGUGGGGCUGAGAGAGAAGUUUAUCUCCUCUGUGACCUGCCCCUGCAACAGUCUACAGAAUCUACUUGAACAGUUAUCAUUUCCGGUCUCCAGAGUCUAUUGAAGUGACUUCAGAAUUGUAGCAACUAUAGCCGGUGACUAAAACUGUGGCAAGCACAACCUCAAAAGCUGUCUUGUGUAGUUGGCAGCAAGUGGGAGAUAGUUACACCAGGGGCACAUCACUCCGCAAACUGAAAGCUUCUCUAUCUGUACCCCUAUCUGCUCAUCCCAUUUCCUGAUGGGCAUUUGUAUCAAUGAAGAUAUUUUAGUUGCACAUUUGGUAUUAAUUUCAUAAUUGCCCACAAUCAUUGUCCUCGAUUCAUUUCCGCAGCCAACCUGCCCCCUUAAACCUUCACAUUGAACUUAAUGUAAAAUUCUGUCAAAUUAUUGUCACUUUCAUGGGUAUCCUUUUCCAUGUUUAUUCCCAUCCAAACACCGUUUGAUCUGCUGAGUUCCUCCAGCAUUUUGUCUGUUCAUGAUCUCAUGUUACUGAUAAAUAAUUCCAUUCUUUUUGCAAUGUUUAUUUCAUGUAAAUUGACAUCCACUGCCUUGGAUGAGUUCAGAACUUGGAGAGUUGUGGGUAGAAUGUUGAAACUUGAAGGGAAACUAAAGGAAAUGAAUGGGUACAAGUCCAAUCCUACCCUCCUCAGCUGUGCUUCCAGGGAUCGGCAACCUUUUUGCCUCUGUGGGCCAGAUCACAUAUUAAUGAGCAGACGGUGGGCCAGAUAAAUGCCAUUAAAAACUUGAAACAUGGGAAUUAACUAUUUAAAUACAUCUAGUUAUGUAUUGCCUCAAAUUAAUGAAUAACAUAUGCUAGAAAAUCAUUUAUGGUUAAGUUUGCCAACCCCUGCAGUGGGCCACAUGCUGGAAGUCAUUUUAAAAACGUGUUAUCUGUCAUAUUCUAUCUAUUGUAACUUGUAGGUAAAACCAAUUUAAUAUGUAUGCAGCACACUUUGCUUUUGAGAAUAAAAAUCUUUAUUCAGACUAGA